Messenger RNA from Gigantopelta aegis, 4740 nucleotides. RefSeq names its product golgin subfamily A member 5-like. Gene Ontology annotation, biological process: Golgi organization; retrograde transport, vesicle recycling within Golgi. NCBI's taxonomy places the organism in Eukaryota, Metazoa, Mollusca, Gastropoda, Neomphalida, Peltospiridae. The record is from RefSeq and is a predicted model, not a curated record. The coding region runs from base 87 to 2351 and encodes 754 amino acids. The transcript has 16 exons. Gene Ontology annotation, cellular component: Golgi cisterna; Golgi membrane.
GCUCACUUCCACGUCGGAAAACGAAAACAAAUAAUUAACUCGCAAGUUUGUCUGUUUCUUGAAAAAAAUUUUUACAGAUAACAGUAAUGUCAUGGUUAUCAGCUGUUACAGGAAAAGCUGAAGAUUUCCUAAACAAGCUUGACAAAUCAGCAGCUCAGACUUUUCAAAUUGAAGAUGAGGUCAAGGCAGUUCUCAAUGAAUCGCCAGCAAGAGCUGAGUUUACUGUUGGUGGUUCCCCAUACCCUGAUUCUAGACUGGCAAGUUCGUCGAAAAGUGUCCCUUCAAAACUCAAUGAACUAAAGGCAUCUGUUGAUCCCUCGACCUCCAUUGUCAGUUCUCCUGUGAGACCAGCACCGUCUAGACCUGCUGCUGUUACAGUCCAGAAGUCAUCCCCUGUUGCUCCAAGGAAACAGGAGUUGAAGCUGAAGAAGAAAGACUCCGACGAGGCUCUCUUUGAUUUUCUCAACAGCAAGGAUCCUGUGGAGAGUGUGAAGAAAAAGACUACACCAGUAGGCAGUGCCCACCAUUCUAGACAGUCCAGUACAUCCUCGAACAUAUCUCAUAAUGAAGUGAAGACCACUACAGAUGUUAUGUCCACAGGACAUGACUUGCCUGGUCUUCAGGUUAAAGAGACAGAAUCUUUAGAGUCCCAGUCACAGUCCGAAAGCCCAACUGGGUCGAACACUUCGGCUGACAUAGACGCCAUUGCUGAUGCCAUGAAGGAAAGUCCAACAGGUAGCGAUAACAGUGUUUCCGAUGAGAAGAGGGAUCAUGCACAGUUGUCUUCUCUUGAAUUGGAAAACAGUCUUUUGAGAAAAGAGGUGGCCACACUAAAUCAGGAAAUGGUUUCUGUCAUACAGAGGGCUAAAGAUGCACAAACUGAGCUGGUGAGAGUAAAACAGCAGCUGAAUGACUACAACAGCACUAUGUCACAGCACGACCAGCUGGUUCGAGAAUUGCAGUCACGAGAGACGGACCUUACUGAGGCUCUGACUGCAAAAGACUCACAGCUUGCAGUGUUGAGAGUGCGACUCGAGGAAGCUGACAGAGAGUGUAAAACUAGACAGAAACAGAUCAGUGAUUUACAGGAACAUCGAGAAAGAAACAAGUUUCAGAGAGACCAGUGGUCUGUGAAAAGAAUUUUACAAGACCACACAGAUUCCAGUGGGAUGCAUGGUAAAGCACUUGAUGAUCUUAAAGAAAAACUAGUUAAUGUUGAAACGUCUCUGAAGAGGGAAAAGGAGUCAUUUCAAAUGGCACAGCAAGAAUCAACUGAUCGCCACAGUCGCUUGGUGCAAGAACAGCAGACACUUGCCGAAUCACUGAAGGCAGUCAACAAAAAGUAUGCAACAGAAAAACAAAAGACACAAGAAUUGUCCAAUCAGUUGAAAGUAGCCAAGUCUAGUGCUGAAACUGCACGGCAGGAACUUACAGAAUACAAAGAAAAAGCAUCCAGAAUAUUGCAGUCUAAAGAGAGAUUGAUAUCGAGUCUGCGAGACCGAUCUGGGUCUGGUGCAUCAGGAGAGGCUAUAGGAGUGUCUAAUCUGGAGUACGACUCUGUCAAACAGGAGAGAGACAUGUUCCGUGACGAGGUUCAGCAGUCCAAACUCGUUAUUGAUAACCUUCGACUUGAAAUGCAGGAACUGGAGAACCAGCUUCAGAUGGAGUCUGACACUGCUCGUGAGCAGAUCCGAUCUUUGGAGGAACAGGCCAAGGAGGAGAAAACCAGACGAGAGGACUUUGAGCAGGAACUGCUCCAGCAAAAACAGGAAUUACAGUAUGCCAUCGAGGAAAUUCACAAACAGAAGACAUCUUUCCAGAGUCGAAUAAAUGACAGAGAAUCUGAAAUUGAAAAACUCAGAAGUCAGCUGAUGACGAAGAGUAUCAGUAGUACAACAGAAAGUGAACUGGAGUCUCGAGUGCGUGCACUCACCGACAGCCUUAUCCAGAAACAAACCAUGUUGGAGGCACUGAGCACUGAGAAGAAUUCACUUGUCCUGCAGAUGGAGAGGCUCGAGCAACAGUAUCGAGACAUUCAAAACUGUGUGCGCUCCAUACCAACAACUGUUAGCAUGACUGAUGAUGAUGAAGUGAGACAGAGACUUCCAGGGUACAUGAAAGAAGGCCCCAGUGAUACAGAGGUGACAAGGAGGAUGAAGAGAGCCGUCACAGGCAUAGAUCGCUUCAGUGUAAGGCUUGGAAUAUUCCUAAGAAGAUAUCCCAUUGCCAGAGUAUUUGUUAUUGUAUAUAUGGCAUUGCUACAUAUGUGGGUAAUGGUAGUUUUGCUGACCUAUCAACCAGAGAUACACACGGGAAGCCGCUCAAUAAAGUCUCCACGAGAACAGAAUUAACGGGAACUCGCCAUUCAUAUGAAACAUCUUUUGGAAAUACGGUCGGUCAUUGUGAAAGUGCUUACUGAAUACUCCUCAAAACCCCAGGGAACUCUCUGUACUGAAUGAUACAAAACUGGGUCUGGUCACCGUUUGCUGCUUAUUACAUAUGCAUAUGUAAACCUGCAAACCUAGGAACCAGUGUUCAAAGAAGGAACUAAACGACAUGUUUUUAUUGCCCUGAAACUAUUGGCUGCACUACAAGAUAUGAUUCAGCUGUCACAACUGUUAGCCAAUGGACAUACAUGUGUAUAUAUAUAAUAUGCUAGUGAUUACUGGUAUUAGCUUGUAUAUUUAUUGUGUACUUGAUCUUAAGGACCAAGGACUGUAAAUUACAUAUAAAUAAAAUUAAUGUAUAUAUUUUUUUUUUAUGAGGAUUUCUAUUUUAUAAUGGUAUUAUUUAUGGAUUGAGAACACCAUCCCAGUCUUGUUGAAGGGAUGGAAUUGUAUCAUGGGAAAAAAACAUUUAACGGUUAUAUGAACUUGUAUAAAGAAUAUAAUAUGGUUAGUUUCUCAACAUAUUUUGUUGGACAGCAUGCUUAUUAUACCUCAAGCCUUUGAACCAUAAACAAUUUUUUCUUUUCUACAUUAUCAAGUUUUCUCCAUUUUUUAAAUUCAUUUCACCCUGGGCUUGGACAUUUUUAUUGUUUUUUUCCCCAUUUAACUUGGAAAUAUAGGAAAUUAAACACUGUCAACAAAACCUGUAGUGUCCCUAGUCAACUGAUAUUGUUGAUUAUUUUCACUAAUACCACGUCCACUGCCUUGCCCGCCAUCAUGCCCACGAAUAUGCACACUACCUGCACCAGAAUCUUUAUUUAAGUCUUUGAUUUCACUGUCAUUUUCUUAAUUGUUAAAGCAGCUGACAUUUACAUCAUCAAUUUCAUAAUCACUUUUAAGUUUCAAAGUCGCUUUUAUUGACGUAUGUGUCAUUACUGAGCUGACCUUUAUUGUUAGUAAUUAUUAACUUUAGUGCUUCUUCAGUGUUGACAUGUCCACGGUUCAUAUUUGUGGAAAGAUACUUAAAAAUGCCAAAAAAAAUUCAUUCACACAGGCAGACAACUUCUGCUAAUACCUAUGCUGUAAAACAAAUUCUGAUUGGUUGAAAAUAACACUGAACUGUUGUCAAACAGUUUGUUUACAAACAAGGCCAUGUGAAAGCUGGAAAAAGCGACAUUAGGGUAUACGUCAAAUGACAUUAAGCCGGAAAAUUGGGUUCAUAGGGUUAAACCCUCGAAGAAGUACAAUGGAGAAUAUAAUAAUAUAAACAUUAUUUAAAUAUUAUUUCUGAAAAGAUAAAGUAUGUGAUAAAAAUGAAAGACAUCAUUUAAACAUAGUAAUACUUAUUACCCGUAUAGUUAAAAUGUCUAAGUACAUACCAAAAUGAUACGUCCCACUAGAAUGCUGAGUGGGACGUAACAUGAUGACAUCUGAGAAUUAUUUCACUUGGGACAUAAACAUGAUAUGAAAUGGAAACUUGUUUCAUAUCCUAUAAAUAUAUCACUAAAACAGUUUAAUUUAUUUGACCAAAUGUAUUGAAAUGACUAGCCAAAAUCCAUCCAUAUGUAAAGGUCGACAAAAGCAAACACAGGUUUUAUAAAGAGUACUAUGAACCAUCAACUUGGCUACCUUCUGUUAUGAACUUUGUACAAAAUAUUAAUACUAUUGAGUUUUUAAAUUCUAAUGCUUUAUCUGGUUAUGACGUCUUCACUCAACAAAACCUUUUAAGAUCCUUCCAUGACUUUGCUCUUAAAAUGACAGACCCUUGUUUUUAAACACUACGAUGUAUGUUUCACUAUUAAAGCCGUUUUUGAUAUUUUAAAUUAAAAGUACUUCCAUUUUAUUGUUUAAAUAUUAAUUUUUGUACACCUGUAGUGAUUCUGGUCAUCCAGGUUUUGCAGUACACCAAAAUACAUGUUUCAUCAUUCUAAAAAUGCACAUUCAUCUGAAACGUAAUGGUUAUCCAGACAAGCUCGAGUUAUUUUUAAGAUAGUAUUUCCUUGUUUAAACAUCACAUACUUUAGCUUAUCACUGUUAUAACCUUAUCCAAAUGUGUGUUGCAGGUUUGUAGAUCAACUGACGUUUAGGGUCUACACCUUUAAAAUUAAGAUGUAGAGAACAUAUCACUUCAUUGUCGAAAGGUUUAGCAAAUGUCAUAUUUUCAUCUUUCAGUUUUGAUUUAAGGUCCAAAUAAAUAAAUUGGGUCAGAUUCAAAAUAUUGAUAAGCUGGGUGCAGUAUUGCUAGUUGGGAUCCUGGUUACAUGUAUUAUGUAAACAAUCUAUACUGUUUUUACACAUCGGAUAUUACCAUGUACAUUGUGGGUUUUCAAAUAAACUGAGAACACAAAGAAAA